Symbiodinium necroappetens is the source of this 2371-nucleotide messenger RNA. Lineage: Eukaryota; Dinophyceae; Suessiales; Symbiodiniaceae. The record is from the annotation of a GenBank genome assembly.
GCAUCUGCUCAGAAGCACGGACCCGACCUUCGAAUCAACGCUGAGGAUAAAGCAGAGGAGAACCAUUAUCGGCUUUGUGGCGAUCACGAUCCUUCCUCUUCUUGUCGUCAUGAUCGAAGUACGAGGGAAGAAGCGCGGCAACCCCUUUGAGGCCAAAGUGCAGACGAGCUUGAAGAUCACCCAGCGAGAACUCAGCGAGCACAAUACCACCUCAUCCCUGUGGAUUUCGAUCGGUGGCGUUGUUUGCGAUGUCACGGAGUUUCUCAUGCUUCAUCCAGGAGGCAAUGAUAUCCUUCUUCAGCACGGCGGGACUGAAGCCUAUGAAGCUUUUGAAGAAGUUGGACACUCCGACUUUGCACGCAAGAUGGUUCAGGAGAAGGCUAUUGGGCUGCUUGUGGACGGCGUGGAAGCCCCCCGUACAGGUGCUGGUGUCUCCCUAAUCGGCCGACUGUUCACAAAGGAGGAUGGCUACAAUGUGCACAAGAUGCUGGGUAUAUUCAUAUUGCUACACACCUUCUACAGAAUCUACACCGCUUGCGACAUGCAGCUGGACGGCGGCUUCACCAGUGAGAUCUUCUCACUCGGUCUCUGCUGGGUGAACAUGGUCUUGCAAGUCUCCUCCUUUCUCUUCGAGGUGCCUCGCGCUCGUCUCUUGGGAAGCCCGAUGAUUUGGCAGGAAUGGCGAGCUCACAAUCUCAUCUUUGUUCUCAGGCAUGUGCUGGCAUUCACAAUCUGCUGGGUCUAUCUCCGAUGGGUCAAUAUAGACAACACUGCUGCUACCUUCGUGGUGGACAUGUUGCUCUUCGCUGUCCUGUACGCUCAGCUGUAUUCAGUGGAUGUGGUCACGGCUUACAUUCGUGAGGACAAGCACACCAGUCUCACUGCCAGCUGGCCCUUUUGGGAUGGCUGCCCUCUAUGGCUUGAAAAUGCCAUCAAGUGGUACUACACCAUCGCACAGUUUCAGGCGAGCUCACUGCUGGUGAUGACUGGCAGCUCUCUUUUCGAAAAGUACAUGGUCAUUUUCCCCUUCCAGUUUGCGUCGUUCCUGAUGACGUUAGUCAGGAAGGGCAUCAUCACAACAAGGGGCUUCCAUGCGGGAUACCUAUGGAGCCUGUGGAUGGUGGUUUGGCUCAUUCUCGCGCCACAGGGACCUUCCCUCGCCGUUGCAAGCUGGGCUGUUUGGAUCAUGCUCUACAUUUGGCGAUCCUACGGUCUUUCCAAGUACGCACUCUGGUUCGGACCACUGCUUUCCAAAAUGCUGGCAUACUUUAAAGUCACCCCCGACAAUCCUGUCGUGGAGCUGGGCACGAUGAUGCUGACGUGGAUAGUGUGCAUGGCGAUCCAGAAGCUUGCUAUGGGCUUCGCCACGGAGGUCCGCGCUCGACGUUUUUUGGAGGCAAGGCACAAGCCGCUGAAGCUGAUGAAGAAGGAGAAGAUCAGUGAGACCUUCACUCUUUUGAAGUUCGAAGUCCCUACGGGCUACACAGCUGGCAUCAACCCGGGCCAGCAUGUGAAAGUGCACGUACCCAACCUGUCGAAGGGCCACAAAGACUGGAACAAGGCGACAAAUUUGGAGGAGCCUGUCGAGAUCCUCAGUAGGUCCUACACGCCUGUGUCGGCUACUACGUCGCCCACCCUUGACCUUAUGGUUCGUCAUUAUCCAAAGAACGCAGAGCGAGGCUUCCCAGAUGGAGGCCGUGCGAGUACAUUCAUGAUCGAGAAGUUGGCUGAGGGCAGCAAGAUCCUAAUGUCGGGUCCUCAUGGACAUCAGCUAUACUAUGGCCAGGGAAACUUCCUGGUUGGCAAGAACAUGGUCCAUGCGCGAGCCUGCGGGGCUUUGGCCGGGGGUUCAGGAAUUACGCCCGUCCUGGCGACGCUACAAGACAUUUGGCAAGAGGGGCGUCGUGAUGUUCGGGAUCGGGACCAGCGGAUCUUGGGGGAGCAGGCCAUCAAGAUGAAGGAGUUUGCAAUCAUGCACGUGACGCGAUCUGCUUCGGAAGCUCUUUCGUCAGAGUGGUACUCACCUCCGAAGAGCGAAGAGCAGACGCCUCUUCGUCUGUCGCACGUGGUCACAGGCGGCGCAGACGCAAAGGCAGAAAUGCCAGGAGCUACUUGCUAUAAAGGGCGAGUGACUGAAGAGAUGGUACGCGCUGCGAUGCCUGCACCUGGAAGCGACGUCGUGAUCUUCGUCUGCGGUCCGCAAGGCUUUUCCGAGUCGUGCUGCCGCCCGAUUCUCAAGAAGCUGGGAUACGAGCAUAUAGCCGCUUGGCAUUUGGAUUUACGUGCAGUGCCAUGCUUUGGUCCGCAUUCGGUCUUGACCGUGGGUAGAGCCGAAGCCGUCCUGGGAGACACCUGGUGGCUGACCUGUUGA